This is a messenger RNA of Trichoderma virens Gv29-8, 495 nucleotides long. RefSeq lists its product as uncharacterized. The transcript has 5 exons. Bases 1 to 495 code for a protein of 164 amino acids. The record is from RefSeq and is a predicted model, not a curated record. Lineage: Eukaryota; Fungi; Ascomycota; Sordariomycetes; Hypocreales; Hypocreaceae.
AUGGAAGACACGUGCACUUGUACUACCACUCUGCUAUCGGCCUGGUCGGAUGUUACUUGGCCCAUCCGUGCCAUAUUGGGCAUCCGAGAUUCGCGGUACUUGUAUGGCACAGGUCGGUCUCACAAUCCACCGCUAACCUCAUCGCUGAAUGCUCUGGCGAAAGCCGCCAAAAGCAAAGCGAAAAAGGCGCAGCUAACAGAGCAUUGGCAAGCCUUGAUGCCUUCCGCGUCCCGAUAUCAUGUCAAGGCUCUACACUUGGACAUGUCUCUGCAAAUUACACCCCAGGCGUCAAAGAGGCCACCUCCGACAGAUGCUUGGGCCUGUCGAGAAGAAAGGGGUAAGAUGCUGGGAAAGCUGCGAAAGCCCAGGCGUCUCAUUCCUGGCGGCUUCUUACGCGGCAAAACGCCAGGGCAGGGUAAAAAGAACCUUCUCAAAGAGAACUUGGCGAGGGCGUGGACUUUUUGCCCUGGAUACUGCAGCGGCUGGUGCUUUUAA